AUUUUAAUUGAUUAUUUUAGAAAAAUGUUUGAAAAUUCUUCUUUGAAGUAUUCAUUUUCAUUGUUCUUAUAUGAGCUGGUUUUACUGAUUAUUUUUUUUGCAUUUGGUAUUUCUCCUUUGCUUCCAGUUUACAUUGGUACUUUUUUAAAAUAUUUUACUUCUUUGAUGCUAUUGGGUAGUUAUCUUAUAUUAAGGUAUUUAUCUAAGUUCAAUACUCGCCAGGUACAAGGAAAAAUAAAUGAGAUUCAAUUGGUUGCAUACUCUUUGUUUAUCUUUGUAAUUGGAACAUUUUCUUUUCAUUGUAUUUCUUUUUUUCUUGGUGCACCACUUUUUGAAAACUUCAUUCAAACGCUUUUGUUUUCGUGUUUAUUAUCUUCACUUGCCAUUUUUCCUCUAAGUGUAGUCCACAAAGGAAAAUGGGAAGUAAUGGUUGAUGAUUUAGCUAAUUCAAUAGAUAUAAAAAGCUGCUUGGCAGAUUCACUGAAGUUCAUAUCUUGUUCAACAAUAAUUGGUGGAUGGCUUGGAGCAUUUCCAAUACCCUUGGAUUGGGAUCGCGAUUGGCAGACUUGGCCUAUUACAUGCACUGUCGGUGCUAUAGCUGGCAACUUAGGCGGACUUUGGUGUGUCAUAUUUGCUAGUUCUGGUCUUGUUGAUUCAAUAAAGCAAAAAAUUAUGUGAUUCUUGCUGAAACCUAACGAGGUUUAUCUCGCUCACUCAGAUUCUUCGUCUAUACUGUUUGCCUGUAAUCAAGAAAUAAAAUUAUUUAAAAAAAAAAAAAGAGAGAGGUUUGAAUCAAAGGGACCUUAUAUGUUUUGUGUUAUAUUUAUUAUUAAAAAAUUAUUAUUUGGCGUACAAAAGUGAGUCGGUACCAUUAGAAGAGUAUUUAUUAUGGUUUCAUUUCGUAGUUACAUAUUUUUAAAGUUGUUAAAUGUUGUAUGUGAAUUUUAAUGUUUUACGUUAGCGAAUUAUGUAUUGUAA
Hydra vulgaris (swiftwater hydra) is the source of this 978-nucleotide messenger RNA. RefSeq names its product phosphatidylinositol-glycan biosynthesis class F protein. Gene Ontology annotation, biological process: GPI anchor biosynthetic process. Gene Ontology annotation, cellular component: endoplasmic reticulum membrane. Lineage: Eukaryota; Metazoa; Cnidaria; Hydrozoa; Anthoathecata; Hydridae. The record is from RefSeq and is a predicted model, not a curated record.